Molecule: messenger RNA, 4209 nt
Organism: Trichobilharzia regenti
Lineage: Eukaryota; Metazoa; Platyhelminthes; Trematoda; Strigeidida; Schistosomatidae
Source: the annotation of a GenBank genome assembly
ACUGGUUAAAUAUAUCAAGUAAAAUAUAUAUACAGAAGAAAUUUAAAAGUUGCCACUGUAUGGUUUCAUCUAAGGCUUUCUCAAGUUGUUAUAAUUAAACGGAGAUUUAAACUAAAAUAAUAUGCUACGACGAGAUGACUUAAGUCAUCUGGAGUGCCAUGGAUGCAUAUAAACUCAAGCCGCCAACAAUGCAGAUCAAAUCCCGCUAAUUCUGAACUAACUGCAUCAUGCUACAAUGAGUAAAUUCUGAAAUUGUUAUGAAAUAGUUGGAUUAUGCGCACAAAUUAGAGCUCACAUUUGGUUUUCAGCAUGACUGGCACUAAUUUCAGCACUCUGCCUAUGAACGGUUUCAUAUAGCACAAUCAAAUGUUUUACUGCGUGAUUAUUAAAACAACAAAACGUCUCUUAAUUUUGCGUAAAUGAACAUUUAAUCAAUCUAAAAAAUAUCAGCAAAUAUUAUUCCUUCAGGAAAAUUAAUUUUUUAUUUCAUCAGUGACCUUGGUGAUUCUGAGUUCAUAAUUUGAGGUCGUUUUGGUUUCUAUUUCAGUUUUCGCUAAACAAGAAAACGCACAAUUAUGGAAUGCUUAUACUAUACAUACCAGUGAAUUUCAGCCUCAUAACAGCCUCAUAAAUUCUCUCUAAUGAAAACAGGCUGAGAGGCAGCCUUUUGCUUCGAUUAAUAUUUUUGAAUUUUUUAAAUUACUUCAUUAUGGAUACGGAUCGAUAAAUUCAAUCGAUAAGUGGUAUAGUAGCUUUUAGACGAUGACUGAUCCUGAGAAGAAAAUCUGCCGUUAUUUUAAUACUCUUGGAGGUUGCUGGUAUGGAGACAGCUGUAAAUUUCUUCACAUACCGAAUAAAAAACCACCUUGCAAAUUUUAUGGGUAGGUUACGUAUAUAUUUUGUUUGAUUUAUCUGAGUUCAUCAACUGGAUGUCGUUAUGGAGAAAGUUGCCAUUUUUCACAUGACAGAACCCCUUUCAAAUCAGUUGAGAAUUACAAUAACAAUCCACCAGUAGAAAUAAUCAAAGAAGUACUCAAAGAGAAUGUUGAUCCAAGUGAAUUAUCUGGAACAAAUAAUAACAAUAUGACUCAACCAAUUGUCAAUAGUGUUGAACAUGAAAUAACCGAUGCUGUUUCAGAAGCUAAUAAUAAUUAUAAAAAUGAUAAAAGUAUCACUGAGAAUGAUGAUCAGUCCGCGCAGAUUGUAUCAUCAACAAUGGACAGUAAUAGCAAUACAACAGAAGUAGACAAUCUCAAUGUUGUAUCUACUGUAGGGAAUAUGAUAAUCAAUAAUAAUACAAAUGAUAUCAAUUAUGCUAAGUCGACAGUUAAUAAUUCUGUCUAUUAUGAUACUGUCCAAACGAAAUCGAAAGAUUUUGUUUUAAAUGAUGCAUCAAAUAAUAAUAGUAAUAAUAGUGGUUUAAGAGAUAGUUGUCAAAAUUAUGCGAUAACUACAGUAUCUGGUCGUUCAAGUGGAAUGUCAAAUGAAAUUGAAAUCUAUUGUGGUUCAUGUAGAAGAGUUCUUGAACGUCGAGGUAAUGAAAGUUAUUGUACUCUGUUGAAAGAUCAUUAUCUCGAAUGUUUUUUGGAUAAAGAAGGUGAUCAUGUAAAAUAUGUGAAAACAAAGGCUGCUUUAGAACCUGGACAAAUGUAUUGGUGUAAAUCAUGCAUUCUAAUAUUUGAAAAACCUUGGUCACUAUUUCAACAUAUGGCUGAUAAAGCUAAAGGGAAUAAAGUUCAACGAUGGGAGAAAAAAAUUCAUCUUGAUUGGAUGGAUAGUGUAGCAGGAUUAAUGGCAGGUUAUGAUUUGGGUUUAUUCAGUCCUACAAAACUUCGCGUGGAUUUACGUAACUUAUUAGCUGAUCAGCAUACUGUUGAAGAGGAAAUGGAAGCUGCAGCUGUUACAGCAGCUGCAAUGAUGCAAUGGUUAGCACCAUUAAGUAGUCCUUGGCGUCUACAACAACGAGAAAUGAUGCGAAAGAUUGAACAACUUAAUCGUCAAAUGUUACGAAAAGCUAAUUUAAGCUUUAAUACUGGCUCUGGAGUUUAUAAUAUGAGAGCUGCUCUACCACCUGUACCUGUAUCUGCAUGUCCAUCACCUGGUCAUACGUACACAUCAAGUCGUAAUACUAGCGUUUCAUUGCCAAUUACUUCUAUGUCUAAACAGAUAGAUAAUCAGGUGAAUAAUUGUGGAAAUGGUGAUUUACAAACGGAUAAUUCUGGUCGAAAUUCACCUACAAAAUCAAUUUCACAAACAUCUUCAGAGCAUAACGGUGCAGUAGUAUCAAGUGAAAUAAAUUCUAGUGUACAGACAGAGGAUGUUAAUGAAACAAGUAAUGAUAAUAAUGUUGGUCCUGUUGGAGAUGAAGAAUAUGCACGACCAGAAUCAGCUGUAAGUGAACAAUCAGGAAUAGAUUCUGUAGCGACAACUGGAGCUUCCGGAGAUAUCCCACGGAAAGCAUUAAGUAAUGGCAUAAAGCCAACACCAGAAUUUGAUGGUGGAUCAGAUGGAACGUUUGAAGUAGUUGACUCAAAUAACACCAACAGUGCCUGCUCGGGAAAUGGUUUAAAUAAAUAUGAUGAUAGCGGACGGCGAGGAGAGUUAAAGCGUUCUCAGACAUAUUCCACAGUUUCAAAUGCCUUUAAUGGUAAGAUAUCAAACUACUCUGGAACAUCAAGUUCAAAAUAUUCAGGAGAACCACUGAAAUAUCACUAUCAUGGUCGAAACUCCAGAGCACUUAGUUUUGGUCAUAGUACAUUAUUUGGAGCUGGUCAUCGCAAUUCACAUCGUAAUAUUAAUCGUGGAGGGACAGGAUUGAGUGGAACAUCAAAUCGUGGAGCAAAUGCUUUUAAUCCUCCAAGUUUUCAUGCUAGUUUAGACUUGAAUUUUGGCUUCACCAAUGAUGAAGUUGAAGAAUUACUAUCACAGGGUAUAAAACCUUGGGAUAGUGAAGCAUCAGCUGCAUUAGCCGUUCUACGAGGAGAACUCGAUCAUUUGUUGGACUGAUCGUGUUCGCAGUCAUACUGUAUGUUGUUUCUCACUUGCAUAUAAUGAAUCGUUAGGUUUUUGGGACUUUUAUUGCAUUCGGAACAUCGAUAUUGGUUGUUUGCAGUCGUUUUGUUUUGGCCAACUUACACAGGUGAAUUCCAUUUCAGUAGUAAUUUAAAAAAAAGAUAUAUAUAUAUAUACUAUUUAGCUUUCCUUCUUUAGCUUUUAAAAGAUAGUGUGCUUAAACUUUUCUGUGUUUUUAUUGUAGUUAUUCAACUAUUAUUCUUAUCUUUCACCAAGUACUCAACCUAUAUAUUAUCAUUCUUCCGUUAUGUCUUCAUUUUUGUGAGUGAAUAGGCUGUUAUAUGUUGUAAAGACUGUGGUGAGAUACAGUUGAAUAACAUUCGUCAUGUAUGACAUCGUCUUGUUGUUUUGAUGAAAUGGAAGUUUGCUUCUCCUUCAACUGAAAUUUCUUUUAUGCGAUGUGAGAAAAAUGACUGCCUCUGCAUAUGUGUGUGUGUGAUCGAAGGCCGACUUGCAUUAAGAGACCCAAACAUUUAGUUUUGAUGUUCUUCUUGUCAUGUUUCCUAUUUGUCAUUUCGUGGUGUUUAUUGAUCAUACUUCCAUAACAUAUAUACAUAUGCAUACACAUGUUUGCAGCAAUGGAACAUGGAGCAACCAAACCUUUGAAACUCAUCUGCGGCAGAUUAAUUCACUUAACCUAUAGAUUAAAAUGUUACCUUUUGCUCUAACCUUUAUUGUUCAACACAUUUACUGGUGUGAAGUUAACUGUGUAAAAGAUAUUCCAUACCAAGAAGCUGUCUACCAUAUACAUAUAUUAUCAAACUAUGCAAAAGUUCUUACGAUUGGAAUAAUCCUGCAAUACAUGAGAAGUGCUCAUUAAAAAAAAAGAUAACAAAAUAUAUAUUAACGCUUCAAACUGCAACAGUAAAAUAUUUUGUCAAAUAUAAUAUUCCACUUGUCAAUUGUCAAUUUGACUCUGUUGCUUGUCUCACUCUCAUGCUGUCUUUUGUCUCUAUGUCUGUAAAACUUCAACUUUUGUCCUUCCUGUGUGUGUGUACGUGUGAUUGGUUUUUUGCCCAUGCGUCCAGGCAAUCUAGAAUCAACUGUUUUCCUUUCCUAAUAUUUAAUGAUGAUUAAAAGUGUCGUUAUUAUUCUGUUCGGCGCAGCAAAAUAAAGUAAAAGCCAUGUUUGCUCGAG